Messenger RNA from Moesziomyces aphidis, 1257 nucleotides. NCBI's taxonomy places the organism in Eukaryota, Fungi, Basidiomycota, Ustilaginomycetes, Ustilaginales, Ustilaginaceae. The record is from the annotation of a GenBank genome assembly.
AUGUCGACGAUGCGAAUCCCACCUCGUCAGCUGGUAACACGAGAUGAAGUGCCUCGCCCGCCCACCGGGUGUCACUUGCAGCGGCGGGACCUUCAGACAGCCACAGGCAACGAGGGCCAUGCCGCUUCACGCCACCAGCGCCUCUCCACGACGAUUUCUGUACUCAUCGAUCAGGUACUUAAGACCAGCCGUUUGAGCUCAACUCUCUUCUUCGCUCCCUCACCCUUCUCUCCACAUCCCUUCUUACCCAUAAUUCCUUUCCUCAGUACCCCAAUCGCUACCACCACCACCCCUAUAACCCAUACGACAUUCAAGAUGAAGUUCGCUUUCGCUGCUCUUGUCGUUGCCGCCGCUGCGCUGCUCCCCGCCGCGGAGGCCAUGGACAUCUCGUUCUCGGCUGACAAGUUUGCUCGUCGCGCCGACACCAAGGCCACCGACGCCAAGGAUGCCAAGGCUGCUCCGGCUCCUGUCGCCGCUGCUCCCAAGCAGAGGGUGCCCGAGUUCGGCAUUGACCUCGUGAACGUCUACACCAAGCACAACGGCAGGGGCAUGCCCGUGCCUCACGAUGUUGCCUACACCUACAACGAUUGCAUGUGGAAGCAGUGCAAGGAGGACGGCAAGUGGGCUUGGCUCGACAAGCAAGACGUUCAGUGCUACCUCAGCCCCUCGUACAAGUUCCACGCCUACUCGGCUGCCAAGAACUUCGACCCCGAGCCCAGCAUCGAACGUGGUGCCUGUGUCGACACUGCCAACCCGGUGGACUUCCCCUCCGGCAUUCCCGAGUACACCAUCAGCGUUCCCUACCUCUACUUCAACAACCUCUUUGACCGUCGCUGCAAGGUUCGCGCGCUCGUCAACGUGCCCGAGAAUGGCGACCAGCCCCAGCACUGGGUUUCCGCCUGGGUCAUCGAGCACAACGGUGGCAACUGGAACACCACCGGCGACACUGGCGUCAACGGCCCUCAGUCGGGUAUCCUCCUCGACACUGAGCUCUACAAGAAGUUCGUCCCCAAGGGCGAGGCUCUGCCCCCCGUCCUGUCCAAGAAUGUCGAGUGGUUCUUCACCGACAUCAACACCCACAUGCAGCACGCGAUCGCUGCCGAGUGCUUCAAUCUCGCUCCCCUCGCCGCUUUCAUUUCUGCAGCAGUCUCGACUCAUCCACGCUCACAGCGUGUUCUCGUGCCGCACUACGAUGCAGUUUCAGGCACGUUCCUGAGGCGGAGAAGAUUGCAAGGUUCGUACCAGAGGGAUGACUAG